Symbiodinium sp. CCMP2592 is the source of this 1422-nucleotide messenger RNA. NCBI's taxonomy places the organism in Eukaryota, Dinophyceae, Suessiales, Symbiodiniaceae. The record is from the annotation of a GenBank genome assembly.
AUGGCGCUGAUGCACCUGCUGGGGAUUGCAGCUCUCUUUCAAGCCGUCACUGGAUCCUACAAGGCUUACCCGAUCGCAAACGAAGGUGGUGGCUUCAGCUCUGCUGCAUGCGUGCGCAAGGAUUGCACAGAUUCUGACCAUGUGUGUUUGGGGGAGCAGGAGGAGACCGUGAUUUUGCAAGUGCAGAGAAGCCUGCCCAGCUCGUCAGGGACAACUUCUCGGGACUUGGCCACAAUCCCAGAUCCCGGCCAGUUCCUGAACAGCACGAACAUUGCCUUGCACCUGUUGAGCGUUGUGCCAAGUUUCGGCGACACUUCCAAUUUCGUCGCCGUCCUUUUCCAGUACAAUCAAAGAGCGUGGGAAGCCUUGACAGGCAUGGACGUAUUCUGUUCAGAUGCUGCAAAGUCGCACCGAACCAAGGCCACAGUGUGGGGCGGGGAACGGAAAGGCACAGCCAGGUUUGCAAUCGUCGUCCGGUGUGAGUGGCCUGCCUCACCUGCCUCACAGGCGCAUGAGAGCAGCUUCGACAUGUUGAUUGAGGGUAAUGGACAAGAGCUGGGUCAAGUGCAGGUCCAACAAAGCCACAUAGGCAUGCUGGAGCAAUACGGCACAGUGGCGUGCAUUCCCGGUUUGUGGAACGGAGAGAUCUCCGCGCCUUCCAUCAUUCCGCAGUGGAUGGAGUUCUAUUUGCUACACGGCGUGGAUCACUUCAUUGUGUACACUUCGGGUAUCACCCAUGCUGCGGUACUGGAGAUGUACGAGCCAUACAUCAAAGCCGGUGUCGCAACGAGAGUUCAUGUCAACACCACAGGCAAAUACGCGCAUGGUGAUGCCCACAAGCGGCUGAUCAUGAACGAUUGCCUUUACCGCAUGAAGAACCAUGCCCAGUGGUUAAUGCCUUCGGUGGAUGUGGAUGAAUAUAUCCGGCUGGCAGACAAUGAUUCUGUCGGGGACUACAUGCGAACAGCUUGGGACAAGAUCGCAAGCGAGCACGCUCCUAAACUUGUGCACAGUAUAAGCAUGGCGAGAGUGAGGUUCGACCGUCCGCUCAGUGUUUUCUACGACAACCUACUGGUGAACACGUCUUUCCGCUUUCCAGUAUCUUGGUCCUGUCCAAAGUACCUCGUGCGCCCAACCCUCGUCAAUGGUGUGGAUAUCCAUUACCCCAUAAGCUGGGAGAACGGCACGCAGAUCAGCAUCCCCAUGUCGCAGGGCUUUGCUGCCCACUAUCGCGUCGUCCAUGGGCCAGCGGACUAUGCCAUGAUUCCGAAAGGUUUGGUCACGGUUCGGGACGAGACAUUGCUGGCCGACUCCCCGCGCAUCGGCCUAGCCUUGGAAAACCGCUUCAAUGGAAAGUGGCCGGAGAUUGAGAAGAAGCUCCGGGCGGGCUCGGAUGACCAGCUCUCCCAAUUCCCAGCUUGA